Messenger RNA from Limanda limanda (common dab), 2037 nucleotides. It is a transcript of the gene dpysl3, whose product is annotated as dihydropyrimidinase like 3. The record is from RefSeq and is a predicted model, not a curated record. The coding region runs from base 1 to 2037 and encodes 678 amino acids. Gene Ontology annotation, biological process: actin crosslink formation. Lineage: Eukaryota; Metazoa; Chordata; Actinopteri; Pleuronectiformes; Pleuronectidae. The transcript has 14 exons. Gene Ontology annotation, molecular function: hydrolase activity, acting on carbon-nitrogen (but not peptide) bonds, in cyclic amides. Gene Ontology annotation, cellular component: cytoplasm; cytosol.
AUGGCAGAGCGCAGGGUGAACCGGGACCGGGCAGAGGACGACUUGCUGCCGGUUUACCUGGCACGGCCCGGCACGGCCGACCAGGUCCCCAGGCAGAAAUACGGCGGCUUGUUCAGCAACGUCGAGGGAGCGUUCGAGAGUAAAACCAUCGACUUUGACGCGCUGAGCGUCGGACAGAGGAGCUCCCGGAGCCCGAGGACCGGCAGAGAGGAGGCGAGAAGCCCGGCGAGGGACGACAGGAGCUGGACCGGGUCGGAGAGAGGAGGAGGAGGGAAAGAGUCCGCCCGGGUCCGGAUAAGAAGCAGCAGCGGUAAAGAAGUGCUGCAGAACCUGGAGGACGAGAAGAGCGACAGGCUUCUGAUCAAGGGCGGGAGGAUCGUGAACGAUGACCAGUCCUUCCAUGCCGACAUCUACAUGGAGGAUGGCGUCAUUAAGCAGAUCGGAGACAACCUGAUUGUGCCCGGUGGUGUGAAGACCGUGGAGGCCCAGGGCAAGAUGGUGAUCCCGGGCGGCAUCGACAUCCACACCCACUUCCAGAUGCCGUACCGCGGAACCACCACCGUGGACGACUUCGCUCAGGGGUCGAAGGCCGCUCUGGCCGGGGGCACGACCAUGAUCGUGGACCACGUGAUCCCCGAGCCCGGCAGCAGCCUGAUGGAGGCCUACGACCAGUGGAGGCAGUGGGCCGACGAGAAGUCCUGCUGCGACUACUCCCUUCAUGUGGACGUCACCCACUGGAACGACAGCGUGAAGCAGGAGGUAGACACCCUCAUCAAGGAGAAAGGUGUGAACUCGUUCCAGGUCUACAUGGCUUACAAGGACUACUACCAGAUGACCAACAGCGAGCUCUACGAGGUCUUCACCUUCUUGGCGGAGCGGGGCGGGCGUCGCUCAGGUCCACGCGGAAAUGGCGAGAUCAUUGCUGAGGAGCAGUCCCGCAUGCUGCAGAUGGGUAUCACUGGACCAGAGGGACACGUGCUGAGCAGGCCGGAAGAGCUGGAAGCGGAGGCGGUGUUUCGCGCCAUCACCAUCGCCAGCCAGACCAACUGCCCUCUGUACGUGACCCGGGUCAUGAGCAAGAGCGCCGCUGACAUCAUCUCACAGGCCCGCAAAAAAGGAAAUGUUGUGUUUGGGGAGCCAAUCACAGCCAGCCUGGGGACUGACGGGACGCAUUACUGGAGCAAGAACUGGGCCAAGGCAGCUUCUUUUGUAACAUCCCCCCCCCUCAGCCCUGAUCCCACCACUCCCGACUAUCUGAACACACUGCUGUCCAGCGGCGACCUGAGUGUGACUGGCAGCGCUCACUGUACGUUCAGCGUGGCCCAGAAGGCCAUCGGCAAGGAUGACUUCACUCAGAUCCCAGAGGGUGUCAACGGAGUGGAGGAGCGAAUGUCCCUCAUCUGGGACAAAGCUGUGACUUCGGGUAAGAUGGACGAGAACAUGUUUGUGGCAGUGACCAGCACCAACGCAGCUAAGAUCCUCAACCUGUACCCCCGGAAGGGCCGGAUCGCCGUGGGCUCUGACGCCGACCUGGUCAUCUGGGACACGGACUCCAUCAGCACCAUCACUGCCAAGACACACAACUCGACUGCUGAGUACAAUAUCUUUGAGGGCAUGGAGCUGCGUGGAGCCCCACUUGUGGUGAUCUGCCAGGGCAAGAUUGUGAUGGAGGACGGGAACCUGCACGCCACCGCUGGCGUCGGCCGCUUCAUCCCCUGCACUGCCUUCCCUGACUUCGCCUACAAGCGAAUUAAAGCCAGGAAGCAGCUGGCGGUCCUGCGGGCGGUGCCCAGGGGAAUGUACGAUGGCCCGGUGUCCGAGUUCUCCAUGUCCCGUGGAGGAACCCCCAUCGCCUCGGCGCGCACCUCUCCCACCAAACAGCCCGUCAGAAACCUGCACCACCAAUCUGGAUUUAGUCUAGCAGGUAACCCUGCACUCUGUGGUCCCACCAUCCCAGACGACCUCCCCAUCAGGCCUGCAGGCCGCCGUAUUGUAGUGCCCCCCGGUGGUCGUUCCAACAUCACAUCUCUCAGCUAA